AUGGCGGGUCAUUUGUCGCUCGAGGUGGCGAAGACGGUAAUGGAGGUGGGUGACGUGGCGUGGGCCGCCGUUGAGUGCUGCCACCACGAUUCGACACCGUUGCCUCUGUCAACCGAAGAAAGACGGGAUUUUGAUGCUGAAGCCCUCCCAUCCGACAACGAACGGCUCCGUCUAUUGCUCGAGAAAAACCUCAAUCUCCUCCACCAGAUUUCUUGUUCACCGGCUUUGUUGCAUAAUUGCCCAUCUGAUCUUCAUGAUUGCAUUAUGUCCGCUAUUAGUUCUGAAAAUUUCCUUGAUGAGCUUAAACGUCACUGA
Messenger RNA from Striga asiatica, 315 nucleotides. NCBI's taxonomy places the organism in Eukaryota, Viridiplantae, Streptophyta, Magnoliopsida, Lamiales, Orobanchaceae. The record is from the annotation of a GenBank genome assembly.